AUGAGCCGGAGUUUUGACUCAUAUGUUGCCAACAUGUCUCUGUCACCCUGGAGUUACAAAGUGUCCGAUGUGGCGUCUCGUCUCCCCAGGGUGAUUUCAUACGCCCACUGUCUGACUUCUGCUUGUCUCAGCUACCCCAGUGGAGGUGAGGAUGCCACUUUGGAAGUCAAACCUAUCAAGUACCAGGUCCUGGUUCUGCACAGAGUCCCAAACCGAAAACCAAAGAGCAACUCGAAGAAGAAGAGGAUGAAGUUCAGGCUGGAAACGGAGACAAUCACAGUGGGCUGUACAUGCAUAAGGCACAGUGUUUAA
Nerophis lumbriciformis (worm pipefish) is the source of this 312-nucleotide messenger RNA. Lineage: Eukaryota; Metazoa; Chordata; Actinopteri; Syngnathiformes; Syngnathidae. The record is from RefSeq and is a predicted model, not a curated record.